This is a messenger RNA of Marchantia polymorpha subsp. ruderalis, 2103 nucleotides long. The record is from the annotation of a GenBank genome assembly. Lineage: Eukaryota; Viridiplantae; Streptophyta; Marchantiopsida; Marchantiales; Marchantiaceae.
CUCACUGUCUGUCUAGGCCGAGAGCGAGGGGAGCGUCUGGGGGAGGUAGCGAGAGAAUUCUCUAUUCUCGGGUCCCCAUUCUGGCCUCUCGCUCCACAAGUUGGAAUCUCUUUCCACCCCCGCUUCGUUACCUCGAGGCUGUGGGUGGGAGUGUAGUCGAGCUAGGACCGCAGCUCUAGCUCCAGAUCCAGCUCCGGUUCCAGCUCCAGCUCCACCCCCGGCCCUGGGCAUGCAUGGUCCCGAAUCAAUCAGCCAAUGAAGCAAAUCCCUGACUCGACCAACAAAGAGGGUUACCCAUCGCUCGUGCCAUUCUUUCACUCAUUGUUGAUUUCAUGCAUUCUUAGAUUCAGUCUUUCAUUCAUCUACUAAAAGCUUCUCUCCAGCUCCUUUCUUCCAGGGGAGUUCACGUUCGGUUUUCGCCCUCUCGCCACCUCUGGCUCCCUCUGGCUCCCUCUCGUCUUCCUCUCACAGAAGUGAGGAAUCGAUCGCCACUGCAUCAUCAUCUCUGAAGAAGCCCAAGGACCUUCUAGCUUGCUAGCGAGUGAGUGAGAGAGCCAGCGAGCGAGCUAGACGACGGCUGCCAUCGCCACAAAUAUCGACAGGAAAAGAGUCCCCAGUACUUACAGGUCAUUGCAGCUGGUCGAUGAGAUCUAGCUGUGGGAUCGAAGAGACAGAAAGCGAGAAAGACAGAGAGAAAGAUAGAAAAAUUGUAGUUUUAGAGUUAGUGAGUCCUGCGAAUUUGUUCCACUGACAUAAAUUUAUCUCGAGGGCAAGGGAGGGACGGAGGGAGGGACACGGGGAGAGAUGGGAAAUCUGGCAUUGGCGACGACCAGCUGCAUAGGAAUGGGUGUCGUGGAAGAGGAAUUAGCAUCAGCAGCAGCAGCAGCAGCGGGAACAGCAGGAGGGACGAAGAAGAAAGUGGUGACAGUUUUGAAGCAGGAUGGGACCGUCCUGGAGCUGGCGCAGGAGGUGAGAGUCUCGAAGCUGCUCAAGGAUUAUCCGGGGCAUUUUGUGUGCAAGUCCGAAGAGCUGGGCUCCGGGGGCAAGGCCAGGAUUCUGGGUCCCAACAUUCUUCUCCAGCGCGGAGAGGUCUACCUCGUGCUCUCCCAAAAUCAGGCCUCUAUGCGCAGAUGCGGCAGUAGGCGCUCGAAAAUCAACCCCUUGGUGCCUCCUGCAGAAAGUGGCCCCCAAUCGCCCGAUCCUCCUCGAGUCGAAGCAUCAUCCGACAGCCCCAAACGAUGUCAGAGGAUCAGGCUGGUCAUGUCCAAGCAGCAACUAGCCAAAAUGAUAGCAGGGGGCUCCAUGCUCAUUUCAGCCGCAGCCAGCAGCAGCUGCAAGGCUGUCUCCAAUCCCUUGUCCCUGAGCUCUAGAGUCAGUAGAGCAGCAGGCUUCUCUUACAGUAGCAUGAGGCUGUUCAACCAUCCUGUAGCUACGAAUAAGAGUUGUGCUCGACCCAAAAGAAGCUGGUGUCCGCAUCUGGAUAGCAUUGUGGAGGUGCCGAGUCAAUAAUUGAAGAAUGAUGCAGUCAUCCAUCCGAUCCUCGAUUUAUUUCUAGUUGUAUCAGUAGUAUGGGGUAGUAGAAGAGGAAUGGUCAUGGUCGUAUGUACUAGACUUGCUGGUAAUUAAACAAACCUCUAGCGAUUCUGCCAGCAGCCAUCAUCAUCGUUGAAGAAUGUGGGUAAACGGAUUGUGUCAACAGAGUGGGGCAAAAUUCUGGGGAGAUCGAGAUUCGUGUGUACAGAGUUGAAAGAUAGUUCCCCCGUCCCUUUUAAGUGAAUUCUCGAUUCGAGUAGGAGAAAGAAUUAGAGCUGAUUUUGUAAAUUAGAUGCUGCAGCUGCACCGUUGGUGUGCAUAGUAGAUCAUACCCGCACGUUUGUGGUAUAAAUCGACUGAAAAAUCGUCUGCCUCCGAGUCCAGAGCUCGAAGCUCGGCGGCUUGGAAAGCUUGUAGUAAUUAGCAGGGCCGUUGUCCAACUCUUCAAAUGGAUGUAAUCCAUCCUGAAAAUUGCCACUAAAGUCCAUCUGAAAAUCUCAAUAUUUCAGAGUUCCAGUGAGAAUGUACACCGGAACUGGAACACCACUGAAAAUAAGAUUUUCACUGCCA